AUGGACCGCGACUUGGGCCCAGAUGUGGGUGACAUGGCACCUGAGGCCAUCAAAGCCCAGGUGACUGGGCCUGGGGUGGUGGAGGUCCCAGAGCCCAAGGGAGGCCCCAAGGAGGAAGAGGGAGCCCAGGCUCCAAUCCUACCCAGAGCCUGGGAGGGUGGGGAUGCCGAGGAAUACUUGGAUGUUGGGCCAACAGAGGAGGAGGGAGGGGACCUGGCAGAGAGCCAGGAUAUCGUAGUGGACACCUGUCAGUUGCUCAUGCUUGGCUUCUGGUGCAUGUUCCUGGAUCUGGAUCAUUCACUUCUGCACCACAUCUACUACAAUUACCAUACCCUGCUCCAGUCCCUUCGCAGCCAAGUGAACCAGCGAUCCCGAUCCCGCUCAACUGUGUUAAGCAGCUCAAGUGAGCGCCAGGUGAUGCAGAUGCCCCAGAGACGAAGAACUAGGGCCAUGACUCAGAUGAUCCAAGGCGAGAGCCAGGGCCUGGGCCUGGGCCCGGGUCUGGGUCUGAGCCUUGGUCUGAGCCUGGGCUUUAGCCUGGGAUUGAGUCUGAGCCAGCUGGACACAGCCGCCUCUAUCCCAGUGGCCCAGCACACAACACAAAGCAGCAUAGCAAUUCAGGAUCCAGAACAGCAGGCAGAAGAGGUGGUGGAGAAAGAACCGGCAGAGGAGAUCAUAGCACAGAUCACCGAUGUGAGAGGUGAGGAAAUGGUGGACCCACAGCUGCAGAGGCGCUAG
Marmota flaviventris (yellow-bellied marmot) is the source of this 738-nucleotide messenger RNA. RefSeq names its product cancer/testis antigen family 47 member B1-like. NCBI's taxonomy places the organism in Eukaryota, Metazoa, Chordata, Mammalia, Rodentia, Sciuridae. The record is from RefSeq and is a predicted model, not a curated record.